GCGCGCGUCGGGUCUUGAAACUUGCAGCCUCAGUCCCGCCUCCUCACUGCAGCGAUUAGACAGCUCCGUGAAUUGCUCUCCUCCGAUUGGUGGACUCUCCGCUCGGUCAAUUACUUCGGCGGCUUUGGUUUUCUCUCGCGCACCGGUUCCGCCCCGUGCCAAGAUGGCGGCAGAAGCGGCUGGUGUGAAAUACAGGAGCACUGUCAGCAAAAGCAAAGACCCCUCGGGGCUGCUCAUCUCUGUGAUCAGGACUUUGUCUACCAGUGACGAUGUUGAAGACAGAGAAAACGAGAAGGGUCGCCUUGAAGAAGCCUAUGAGAAGUGUGACCGUGACCUGGAUGAAUUGAUUGUGCAGCACUAUACGGAAUUGACGACGGCCAUUCGCACGUACCAGAGCAUUACUGAGCGCAUCACCAACUCCCGAAAUAAAAUCAAGCAGGUCAAGGAGAACCUGCUUUCCUGCAAGAUGCUGUUGCACUGCAAACGGGAUGAGCUUCGGAAAUUGUGGAUUGAAGGCAUUGAGCAUAAGCAUGUCCUGAACCUACUGGAUGAAAUUGAGAAUAUCAAGCAAGUGCCCCAGAAGCUGGAGCAGUGCAUGGCCAACAAGCACUACCUCAGUGCCACCGACAUGCUGGUGUCAGCAGUUGAGUCUUUGGAGGGCCCCCUGCUCCAGGUGGAAGGACUGAGUGACCUUAGGCUCGAACUUCACAGCAAGAAGAUGAACCUCCACUUGGUUCUCAUAGAUGAGCUGCACCGGCACCUAUACAUCAAAUCGACGAGCCGAGUUGUGCAGUGCAACAGGGAGAAAGGGAGAAUGAGCUCCCUUGUGAAAGAUGCAUCUCCGGUUCCUCUGAUUGAUGUUACAAACCUUUCUACGCCUCGGAAAUUCCUUGAUACCACUCAGUAUUCUACUCCUGGAAGCUCAAGUGUGAGGGAGCUAAAUCUGCAGGACAUCAAGGAGGACGUGGAACUGGACCCGGAGGAGAACAGCACCCUUUUCAUGGGCAUUCUCAUCAAGGGGCUGGCCAAACUGAAGAAGAUCCCAGAGACCGUCAAGGCCAUCAAAGAACGCUUGGAGCAGGAGCUGAAACAGAUUGUGAAGAGGUCUACAACCCAGGUGGCAGACAGCAGCUAUCAGCGGGGGGAGAGCCUCACUGCGGAGAACCAGCCAAGGCUACUUCUAGAACUGCUGGAGUUGCUGUUUGACAAGUUUAAUGCUGUAGCCACUGCACACUCGCUGGUCCUGGGAUACCUGCAGGACGCCGUUGUGACACCACUGACUCAGCAGGAGGACGUCAAAUUGUAUGACAUGGCAGAUGUGUGGGUGAAGAUCCAAGAUGUCCUCCAGAUGCUGCUGACGGAGUACUUGGAUAUGAAAAACACUCGUACAGCCUCUGAACCAUCCGCUCAGCUGAGUUAUGCCAGCACUGGACGGGAGUUCGCAGCCUUUUUUGCCAAGAAGAAGCCUCAGAGACCCAAAAAUUCUCUUUUCAAGUUCGAGUCGUCCUCCCACGCCAUCAGCAUGAGUGCUUACCUGCGAGAGCAGAGAAGGGAGCUGUACAGCCGGAGUGGAGAACUUCAAGGGGGUCCUGAUGACAACUUAAUUGAAGGUGGAGGAACCAAAUUUGUCUGCAAACCUGGAGCCAGAAAUAUUACCGUCAUAUUCCAUCCAUUACUAAGAUUUAUUCAGGAGCUCGAGCAUGCCCUGGGACUUGGCCCAGCCAAACAGUGUCCUCUUCGGGAGUUUCUCACUGUAUACAUCAAAAACAUCUUUCUCAAUCAAGUCCUGGCUGAGAUCAACAAGGAGAUUGAAGGCGUCACUAAAACGUCUGACCCCUUGAAGAUCCUAGCUAACGCCGACACCAUGAGGGUUCUGGGCAUGCAGCGGCCUCUGCUGCAGAGCACAAUCAUAGUGGAGAAGACAGUGCAAGACCUCCUGAACCUGAUGCAUGACUUGAGUGCGUACUCGGAUCAGUUCCUCAACAUGGUGUGUGUGAAGCUCCAGGAGUAUAAGGACACCUGCACCGCGGCCUACAGGGGCAUCGUCCAAUCAGAAGAAAAACUUGUCAUCAGUGCAUCUUGGGCAAAAGAUGACGAUAUCAGCAGACUCUUGAAAUCCCUACCCAAUUGGACCAAUAUGGCUCAACCCAAACAGCUGCGGCCAAAGAGAGAAGAUGAAGAAGAUUUCAUAAGGCAGGAUUCGUCUGUACGUCUUGACUAUCUCUCUGGGCCCUUCUCUGGGCUUGGCAAGAGUCUAGGAAUAGAGGCAGCACUGAAAGCCCUAACCGUGGAUAUCGCCGCAGCUAGAGGCUGGCCCCCUACUCUCCAAGGCGAACGCCUCCUGACGUUAGUCAUGUCGUCUCCUGCUCAAGAGAGCCACGUGAACAUGGACCUGCCCCCAGUGUCAGAGCAGAUCAUGCAGACCCUGAGUGAGCUUGCCAAGUCUUUCCAGGAUAUGGCUGACCGCUGCUUGCUGGUCCUGCACCUGGAAGUCAGGGUCCAUUGCUUCCACUAUCUCAUCCCUCUUGCGAAGGAAGGGAACUACGCCAUUGUUGCGAACGUGGAAAGUAUGGAUUACGACCCUCUGGUGGUCAGACUCAACAAAGACAUCAGCGCCAUUGAGGAGGCCAUGAGCGCCAGCCUCCAGCAGCACAAGUUCCAGUACAUAUUUGAAGGCCUGGGACACUUGAUCUCCUGCAUCCUGAUCAAUGGUGCCCAGUACUUCAGGCGCAUCAGUGAGUCUGGCAUCAAGAAGAUGUGUAGGAACAUUUUUGUUCUUCAGCAGAAUUUGACCAACAUCACCAUGUCGCGGGAGGCAGACCUGGACUUCGCACGGCAAUACUACGAGAUGUUAUACAACACGGCUGACGAGCUCCUGAACCUGGUGGUGGACCAGGGCGUGAAGUACACGGAGCUGGAGUAUAUCCACGCCCUGACGCUGCUGCACCGCAGCCAGACGGGUGUGGGGGACCAGACCACCCAGAACAUGAGGCUGCAGCGACUCAAGGAGAUCAUCUGUGAGCAGGCCGCCAUCAAGCAAGCCACCAAGGAUAAGAAAAUAACGACGGUGUAACGGGGUGCAGUGCAUGGGGUCGGGGGUGGGGCAUGGGCAUUUGGGUUUCCUUAGUCAUACUUACUGCUUUCUUUGCUAUGUUAUUUGGUAUGUUCUGAGCUGACUUAGUUUUCUCUAUACUGAUGCUUUAGUGGAGAGAAGGUGUCAGGAUCUUUUUUUCUCUAUAGUUAUGGCUUCUCAUAUAAACUCUAACGGGAGUUUGCAGUAGCGGAUAUUUUUACUUAGAACAACUUUAAUGCAGUGGAUUCCACAGGGACUAGGAUGUGACAGGGAGGGAGGAUGUGUCAAAUCGGACUCUGAAAAAAGCGAAUUUACAAAUUACUCAUGACCAACAGUCUUUGGAAAGUAGACGGCUACCUAAAUUUCUGUCCCUUCCUAAAAUCGCUUAAUAGGGUUCUACUACAUAAAAAGGAGGAUUUUUUUUCUCCCUCGACUUUGUCAGUGUACAAUUCAGUGAAAUAAGUGUAUGUGCUUUGCUGUCUGUCUCUAUUGCCAAGAUCCAAACAAUGGCUUCUCAGCUGGCUGGGGUUUUCAACCAAUUUCUCUAACCAAAACAGGACCUCUCCAGGGCUAGGGAAACAAAGUCCUUUGAUGUCCAUCCCUGGGAGAGUUUUGUAUGCAGAAGCUCAUACACAGGUUGUAAGUUGGUGUAUUGCCUGUUUUGUUUUUAUUUCUGCCGUAUCAAAACCAAGAGCCAUCAAAUUAAUGACAAAAAUGGAAGUGGGAAAAGUGAUUCAAUCAUCUUUUUGAUUUGGCCCCUCUACUUUCCAAGAGAAAAUAAGGGUUAGAGAACGUUUCAUCUCACUUGAAACAUUGUCUGAGUGUGAAUGAUUCUUAGAUGCUCCUUUACUCUCCUUGCAAGCCCCUGGGUCUUUCUCACCUUAGAAGGGAGCCCAGGUCCGCUCAGCUGAACGCAAGGAAGAUGGCGACAGCUCUGACAUGCUCCUCUGCACCCACCAGCUGCGUUUCUGAAGGGCCCUUGGGGGAUGUGAGAGCUCAUUGGGCCUCACCAAUGUCCCCAGGUCCUCAGGUGCUCUCGCAACUCAUGGUUGGUAUGUCACAGAAGAAAGCAACGCGCUGCCUUGAAAACAUGUGGAAAGGAGAGCAAACACUUGGACCACACACGGUCAUCCUCACGCCCUAUUGGUCCAGAAUUUUACACCUGUUUGUAAAACUUAACUGUGUUCUUGGUGGGAAAAACAGAAAAUUAAAAAAAUGUUUGAGAAGCUGCAA
Hipposideros armiger (great roundleaf bat) is the source of this 4306-nucleotide messenger RNA. RefSeq names its product exocyst complex component 4 (gene EXOC4). The transcript is spliced from 18 exons. The record is from RefSeq and is a predicted model, not a curated record. The coding region runs from base 164 to 3073 and encodes 969 amino acids. Lineage: Eukaryota; Metazoa; Chordata; Mammalia; Chiroptera; Hipposideridae. Gene Ontology annotation, biological process: exocytosis; Golgi to plasma membrane transport; chemical synaptic transmission. Gene Ontology annotation, cellular component: growth cone membrane; synapse; exocyst.